GCGCCCCACGUGACGCGCUCCCCACGUGAGGCGGCGCCGCUCCUCCUCCUCCUGCCCCUGCGGUCCGGUGGCGGCGGCCAUGGCGGCGGCGGGGGCGGUGGCGGCGGCGGGCUCGGCCCAGCAGCUCGGGCAGCUCCUGCGGCAGCCCGGCGGGUCCCUUGUAGUUGUCCACUUCUGGGCGCCAUGGGCUCCUCAGUGUGCUCAGAUGAACGAGGUCAUGGCGACGCUCGCCAAGGAGCACACGCAGGUCACCUUCGUGACGCUGGAAGCUGAGGCUGUGCCUGAAGUGUCUGAAAAAUAUGAAAUUAGUUCUGUUCCAACGUUCUUAUUCUUUAAGAACUCUCAGAAAGUCGACAGAUUAGAUGGUGCACAUGCCCCAGAGCUGACCAAGAAAGUCCAGCGCCACGCGUCCAGCAGUUCUGUGUCUGCUGCCUCUAACGACAGCACAAAAGAAGAUCUGACCGCGCGUCUGAAGAAACUCAUCAAUGCUGCCCCUUGCAUGCUGUUCAUGAAAGGCUCUCCGAAAGAGCCUCGGUGUGGUUUCAGCAAACAAAUGGUGGAGAUACUGAACAAACAUGGUAUUUCAUUUAGCAGUUUUGAUAUUUUUUCUGAUGAAGAAGUUCGUCAGGGGCUGAAAACAUAUUCUAAUUGGCCAACUUAUCCACAGUUGUACGUAGCUGGAGAGCUUAUAGGUGGACUUGAUAUUAUCAAGGAACUUGAGGCUUCUGGAGAACUGGAUACAAUCUGUCCGAAGGCACAGAAGUUAGAGGACAGGCUUAAAACCUUGAUAAACAAAGCUCCUGUGAUGCUUUUUAUGAAGGGAAACAAACAGACUGCAAAAUGUGGAUUCAGCAAGCAAAUUAUAGAAAUCAUAAAUAAUACUGGUGUUGAUUAUGAGACAUUUGACAUACUGGAGGAUGAAGAGGUGCGGCAAGGAUUAAAAACCUAUUCAAACUGGCCAACGUAUCCUCAGUUAUAUGUGAAAGGUGAACUUGUUGGAGGCUUGGAUAUUGUUAAGGAGCUAAAAGAAAAUGGUGAACUGUUGCCUAUUCUGAAGGGAGAAAAUUAAUGUCAAUGGACGGCAAUGGGAACUGAAGUACUUUGAACAAUUACUCAUUUAUAGAUUAUAUUGGAGCAAUAUACUACUAAACCCUGUGGAACUGAUCAGAAGUAAAUAAAGGCUUCUCAUGUACUCUGUAUUUCACAAGACCAUGUUACAUGUGAACAUAUGUAUUUCCACUGAAGAUAAA
Messenger RNA from Cygnus olor (mute swan), 1250 nucleotides. It is a transcript of the gene GLRX3, whose product is annotated as glutaredoxin 3. Bases 80 to 1069 code for a protein of 329 amino acids. NCBI's taxonomy places the organism in Eukaryota, Metazoa, Chordata, Aves, Anseriformes, Anatidae. The record is from RefSeq and is a predicted model, not a curated record. The transcript has 11 exons.